Molecule: messenger RNA, 2033 nt
Organism: Cadophora gregata
Lineage: Eukaryota; Fungi; Ascomycota; Leotiomycetes; Helotiales; Ploettnerulaceae
Gene: COQ2
Product: Para-hydroxybenzoate--polyprenyltransferase, mitochondrial precursor (PHB:polyprenyltransferase), variant 2
Exons: 2
Coding region: 575-1951 (458 amino acids)
Biological process (GO): ubiquinone biosynthetic process
Cellular component (GO): mitochondrial inner membrane
Molecular function (GO): 4-hydroxybenzoate polyprenyltransferase activity
Source: RefSeq, a predicted model, not a curated record
CCCACACGACCUCCCCCCUUGUCAGACGAAUCAGAAGCUUCAAAAACCACGAAAAAUUGUAGGCACAAAGGUAUUAAAAUCACAUUCUCCCACGCUUUGGUUAGCAAACCCCCAGAGGGGACCCCGUGCUAUACCUACGCUCUAACCCUAACUGACCCUAACCGUUUGUAACCUUUAGAAAUAUGCUCAGGAGUAGUACAAGUGUGAAUGUGCAAAGUAGUGUUGAUAGCAGUCCUCUAUUGGCUGCAAGGGGGGGUCGUCUGUGUAUCAUUCCUCGCCUAAAGAGUUGUCAGAUCGGCCGCUAAAGCUUGCCCCACACGCUGUUGCCACCCUGGAGCACGUUGAAGGAGACGUGCAUGCCACAGUUAAGGGGAUAAGGCUGUGAGCUCUAAGGAUAAAGCAUUAACGCCUCGCCGAAAUCGCUAGCGCCUUAGGCAGAAUCAGCUAAACACUCCGAGCACAGGCCACCUAAAUUUAACAGCCUUCUCAAACCACCAAACUCUGUCCCGACCGCGACACAUACACUUACACUUACACUCGUUCAACUUUGUUCGGCUGACAUGACGGGCAAUGGAUGCAUCUAGUAAUUUGCGCUUUGUGGAGUUACAAGGUCAAACAAAGUUUACUUCUUUCCAACUUUGGCCAGCAUGAAGUCCAUAAGCUGAUUAUUAAAAAGGCGCACAGCAUGACUUUGGUCAGCUCCGCGUCGAGAUGCGCGAUUUUUCGCCUGCCAAGUGGGUGCAGGAGGUCCGUGGUGCGGACUGCACUCGGAUACCAAAGAACACAUGAGAGCUAUUCUUUGGCCGGCAGCAAAUUACAACCAAAGUCUGGCCUUGUAUCAACUCAUCAAGUUGUAUGCUCUACAUUGCAUAGAAGACAUCUUCACCAAUCGCUCAACAGACCUUCACUAGCUGCAACCCAGACACCAACCUCGCGGUCUCCUGAGCCAGAAACUCAACCGCUAGCAGCAUACAAGGCUCCAAAGACCGGGCUCCUCUCAAUAUUACCUUCGUCAUGGGUACCUUACGCAGAGCUUGUCAGACUUGACAAACCUACUGGAACUUACUACCUCUUCUUUCCCUGUCUCUUCUCGACCCUCCUCGCUGCUCCGUUAGCAGUCCCAAUGGCACCUCCUCUCUCCGUUCUCAGCACAUCUAUACUCUUCUUCAGUGGUGCCCUUAUCAUGCGUGGAGCAGGCUGCACCAUUAAUGAUCUCUGGGAUCGUAACCUCGACCCGCACGUGCGACGGACACGUCUCCGCCCCAUCGCUCGAGGAGCAGUGACACCUUUCAAUGCCCUGGCAUUCACAGGCGUACAACUCUUCACCGGACUCGGGAUACUUCUCCAGUUCCCAACUCAAUGCCUAUUCUAUGGGAUUCCCAGCUUGUUGCUUGUUGCUUCAUACCCACUGGCCAAGCGAGUCACACAUUAUCCACAAUUUGUUCUAGGGUUGACUUUCUCGUGGGGAGCUAUUAUGGGUUUCCCAGCUCUUGGAGUGGACUUGUUGCAGAACAAUGCUGCGUUAGCUGCUGCUGGAUUUCUCUACACUUCCAAUAUCGCGUGGACGGUGUUGUACGACAUGAUCUAUGCUCAUAUGGAUAUCAAGGACGAUGCUAAAGCUGGGAUCAAAAGUAUUGCCUUGAGACAUGAUGUGCAAACGAAGCAGAUCCUGAGUGGGUUAGCUGUGACCCAGAUCGGCUUGCUGGCAGCUGCUGGGGUCGCUGUGGGAGCAGGUCCAAUUUUCUUCGUCGGUAGCUGCGGAGGUGCGGCUAUUACAUUGGCUGUUAUGAUCAAGAAAGUCAAUCUCAAGAGUGUCAAGGAUUGCUGGUGGUGGUUUGUGAAUGGGUGUUGGCUGACUGGUGGUGUAAUAUCAGCUGGGUUGGGAGCAGAGUAUCUCGUACAGUAUUCAAAGAGAUCUGAUACAGCAAAGGUGGUGGCUAAAGAUAGAUGAAAGAGCGCUUGUUCGACCGUGACUGUUGAUCCACAAACCUAUUCAAGGGGGGCUUGUACGAUACCAACACAUAAACUUGACA